Messenger RNA from Acomys russatus (golden spiny mouse), 1729 nucleotides. RefSeq names its product SMU1 DNA replication regulator and spliceosomal factor (gene Smu1). Gene Ontology annotation, biological process: mRNA splicing, via spliceosome. The record is from RefSeq and is a predicted model, not a curated record. Gene Ontology annotation, cellular component: precatalytic spliceosome. Gene Ontology annotation, molecular function: protein binding. The transcript has 12 exons. NCBI's taxonomy places the organism in Eukaryota, Metazoa, Chordata, Mammalia, Rodentia, Muridae. Bases 96 to 1637 code for a protein of 513 amino acids.
GCGGAAGUGACGCAAGGCGGCCGCCGGAGGUGUCGCGCGGUGCUGUGCGACCGGGUCUGUGUUGAGUAGGGCCCCGGACCGGGAGCGGUGCCGCUAUGUCGAUCGAAAUCGAGUCUUCCGAUGUGAUUCGCCUUAUCAUGCAGUACUUGAAGGAGAACAGCUUGCACCGGGCGUUGGCCACCUUACAGGAGGAGACUACGGUCUCUCUCAAUACUGUGGACAGCAUUGAAAGUUUCGUGGCUGAUAUUAACAGCGGCCAUUGGGAUACUGUUUUACAGGCUAUACAGUCUCUGAAACUGCCAGACAAAACCCUAAUUGACCUCUAUGAACAGGUUGUUCUGGAAUUGAUAGAGCUUCGUGAAUUAGGUGCUGCCAGGUCACUUCUGAGACAGACAGACCCCAUGAUUAUGUUAAAGCAAACACAACCAGAGCGGUAUAUUCAUCUGGAAAACCUCUUAGCCAGGUCUUACUUUGACCCUCGUGAGGCAUAUCCAGAUGGAAGUAGCAAAGAAAAAAGAAGAGCAGCAAUUGCCCAGGCCUUAGCUGGGGAAGUCAGUGUGGUGCCGCCUUCUCGUCUCAUGGCAUUGCUGGGACAGGCUUUGAAGUGGCAGCAGCACCAGGGAUUGCUUCCUCCUGGUAUGACCAUAGAUCUGUUUCGAGGCAAAGCAGCUGUCAAGGAUGUGGAAGAAGAAAAGUUUCCAACACAACUGAGCAGGCAUAUUAAGUUUGGUCAGAAAUCCCAUGUGGAGUGCGCUCGGUUCUCUCCAGAUGGUCAGUAUCUGGUCACUGGCUCUGUUGAUGGAUUUAUUGAAGUGUGGAACUUUACUACUGGAAAAAUCAGAAAGGAUCUUAAGUACCAGGCCCAGGAUAACUUCAUGAUGAUGGACGAUGCUGUCCUCUGCAUGUGUUUCAGCAGAGACACUGAAAUGUUAGCGACUGGAGCCCAGGACGGGAAGAUCAAGGUAUGGAAGAUCCAGAGUGGACAGUGUUUGAGAAGAUUUGAAAGGGCACAUAGUAAAGGGGUCACCUGUCUAAGCUUUUCUAAGGAUAGCAGUCAGAUCCUUAGUGCAUCUUUUGACCAGACCAUAAGAAUUCAUGGUUUAAAAUCUGGAAAAACACUGAAGGAAUUUCGAGGCCAUUCCUCCUUUGUUAAUGAGGCGACAUUUACACAGGAUGGACAUUACAUUAUCAGUGCGUCCUCUGACGGCACUGUGAAGAUCUGGAAUAUGAAGACCACAGAAUGUUCAAAUACCUUUAAGUCCCUGGGCAGUACUGCAGGGACAGAUAUUACCGUCAAUAGUGUGAUUCUGCUUCCUAAAAACCCAGAGCACUUUGUUGUGUGCAACCGAUCGAACACAGUGGUCAUCAUGAACAUGCAGGGGCAGAUUGUCAGAAGCUUCAGUUCUGGUAAGAGAGAGGGUGGUGACUUUGUUUGCUGUGCCCUCUCCCCCCGGGGUGAGUGGAUCUACUGUGUUGGGGAGGACUUCGUGCUCUACUGCUUCAGCACAGUCACUGGCAAGCUGGAGCGAACUCUGACGGUUCAUGAGAAGGACGUGAUUGGAAUUGCACAUCACCCACACCAGAACUUGAUCGCCACCUACAGUGAAGACGGACUCCUGAAGCUCUGGAAACCCUAGUGAGCCUUUUCAGUGUGGCCAAGGAGCAUGGAUUUAAGUGGCAUUAGUUUAUCUGCUUUUAACUGGGGCAGUCACUUAAUAUUUUCAUUAAU